This is a messenger RNA of Nomascus leucogenys (northern white-cheeked gibbon), 2671 nucleotides long. It is a transcript of the gene ZNF7, whose product is annotated as zinc finger protein 7. NCBI's taxonomy places the organism in Eukaryota, Metazoa, Chordata, Mammalia, Primates, Hylobatidae. The transcript is spliced from 5 exons. Gene Ontology annotation, biological process: regulation of transcription by RNA polymerase II. The coding region runs from base 309 to 2618 and encodes 769 amino acids. The record is from RefSeq and is a predicted model, not a curated record. Gene Ontology annotation, molecular function: DNA-binding transcription factor activity; RNA polymerase II cis-regulatory region sequence-specific DNA binding.
CUGCCUCCUUGCCCUCGCUUGUCCUGUGAAGGCCCACCUCCUGCUCUGCCCACUGGCCCUGGGCCCAGACCCUACCUUGGCCCUUGCUGGGCUUCGGAAGGCCCCCUUGCCCCCAUCCCCAAGGUAGUGAGCAAACCCCUGCCCAAACCAGGGCCUAAUUGAGGCUCUUGAGGGGGGAGGGUUGUAUGACCACCAUGGACUGGGUUCCUUCCUCCUCCCCGAGACUGCCCCUCCCCAGAAUAUUAGAGGCAGAGGAGUCCUGGUGAGCGUCUUGCCCAACCCCAUGGUGCACGUCCCUGAGACAUGUCAUGAGGCAGCGCCAGAAGGGGGCUGGCACCCAGGGAUUCCUGGGGUGCUGGUGUGUGUCCUUUCAGGAGGUGGUAACAUUUGGCGAUGUGGCUGUGCACUUCUCUCGGGAGGAGUGGCAGUGUCUGGACCCUGGCCAGAGGGCCCUCUACAGGGAAGUGAUGCUGGAGAACCACAGCAGUGUGGCUGGACUAGCUUUUAGUGACCCCACUCUCUGGUUUGGUUAUCUGUGUCCGUGCUUUCCACAUGAUGGCAACCUGUGGGCCUGGCCAUCAAGAGGUUCUGCAGCCUUUCCUGGGGGAACCCUGAAGGAAGCUUCCAACCAGAGGCCUUGGCUGGCCCAUGGAUCAACUGCUCAUCUCUGUACCGACCGGCACAAAGAGGCAGGAUUCCUGGUUUUCAAGCCUGAGCUGAUCUCCCGGCUGGAGCAGGGAGAGGAGCCGUGGGUCCUCGACCUGCAGGGAGCAGAGGGGACAGAGGCACCAAGGACCUCCAAGACAGAUUCUACGAUUAGGACUGAAAAUGAGCAGGUCUGUGAGGACAUGGACAUCCUAAAAUCAGAAUCCUAUGGGACAGUGGUCAGACUCUCCCCACAGGACUUCCCUCAGAAUCCUGGCUUUGGAGACGUUUCCGAUUCUGAGGUCUGGUUAGACAGUCACCUGGGAAGCCCCGGGCUGAAAGUGGCAGGCUCUACCUUCCAGAAUGACUGUUUGAGUGAGGAGACUGUGGUUCCCAAGACCUUCAAGGAUUUAGCCCAGGGAUGUAAGGAGCUGGGAAGCAGUGGCCUGGAUUGUCAGCCUCUUGAAAGUCAGAAAGAGAGUGCAGAAGGGACGUCCCGGAGAUGUGAGGGGUGUGGCAAAGGCGUCAGAGCCACUUCAGACAUCGCUCUGCAUUGGGAAAUUAAUACACAGAAAAUCAGCAGAUGUCAAGAAUGCCAAAAAAAGUUAUCUGACUGCUUGCAGGGGAAACAUCCAAGUAACUGCCAUGGAGAGAAGCCAUAUGAAUGUGCAGAGUGUGGGAAAGUCUUCAGGCUCUGCUCGCAGCUUAAUCAGCAUCAGAGAAUCCACACGGGAGAGAAACCCUUUAAAUGCACUGAGUGUGGAAAAGCCUUCCGCCUGAGCUCGAAACUUAUUCAGCAUCAAAGAAUCCACACUGGGGAGAAGCCCUACAGAUGUGAGGAAUGUGGAAAAGCUUUUGGUCAGAGCUCAAGCCUCAUCCACCAUCAGAGAAUCCACACAGGAGAGAGGCCCUAUGGUUGUCGUGAGUGUGGGAAAGCCUUCAGCCAGCAGUCGCAGCUGGUUAGACACCAGAGAACUCACACUGGGGAGAGGCCCUACCCUUGCAAAGAGUGUGGGAAGGCCUUCAGCCAGAGCUCCACCCUGGCCCAGCAUCAAAGGAUGCAUACUGGGGAGAAAGCUCAAAUUCUAAAAGCCUCAGACAGUCCAAGCCUUGUUGCACAUCAGAGAAUUCACGCUGUAGAGAAACCAUUUAAGUGUGAUGAGUGUGGGAAAGCUUUUAGGUGGAUCUCGCGCCUGAGUCAGCAUCAGCUGAUUCACACUGGAGAGAAGCCUUAUAAAUGUAACAAGUGUACAAAAGCCUUUGGUUGUAGUUCACGGCUUAUUCGCCAUCAGAGAACUCACACUGGAGAAAAACCAUUUAAAUGUGAUGAGUGUGGCAAAGGCUUUGUUCAGGGCUCACACCUUAUUCAACAUCAGCGAAUCCACACUGGAGAGAAACCUUAUGUGUGUAAUGACUGUGGAAAAGCCUUCAGUCAGAGUUCCAGCCUUAUUUACCAUCAGAGAAUCCAUAAAGGAGAGAAGCCCUACGAAUGCCUCCAAUGCGGAAAAGCCUUCAGCAUGAGCACGCAGCUUACAAUACAUCAAAGGGUUCACACUGGAGAGAGGCCCUAUAAAUGUAAUGAGUGUGGGAAAGCCUUCAGUCAAAACUCAACCCUUUUCCAACACCAGAUAAUUCAUGCAGGAGUGAAGCCCUAUGAGUGCAGUGAGUGUGGAAAAGCCUUCAGCCGGAGCUCGUAUCUUAUUGAACACCAGAGAAUACACACUAGGGCCCAGUGGUUUUACGAAUAUGGGAAUGCCCUGGAAGGGUCCACCUUUGUGAGCCGUAAAAAGGUUAAUACUAUAAAGAAACUGCAUCAGUGUGAAGACUGUGAGAAAAUAUUUAGGUGGCGUUCACACCUAAUUAUACACCAGAGAAUUCACACCGGGGAGAAGCCUUAUAAAUGCAAUGACUGUGGCAAAGCUUUUAAUCGGAGCUCAAGGCUUACGCAGCAUCAAAAAAUUCACACGGGAUAAACCACUUACAUAUAAAUGUGUAUAUAUGUGAAUAAACCUACAGCCUUAACUUA